Macrobrachium nipponense is the source of this 1523-nucleotide messenger RNA. Its product is annotated as prostatic spermine-binding protein-like. The record is from RefSeq and is a predicted model, not a curated record. The coding region runs from base 219 to 656 and encodes 145 amino acids. Lineage: Eukaryota; Metazoa; Arthropoda; Malacostraca; Decapoda; Palaemonidae. The transcript is spliced from 3 exons.
UAGCUAUAUUCCCUUCCAGCAGCGGCGGCGGGGGCACGAAACGAAAGGCGGGCGAACAACAACAAUGUGGGAAAAGGCGAUGCCAAGCGGUAUUUUUGGAGAGCAGUGGCGCCGGAUGCCAUGAGUGCCAAGCGGUGGACGGACGCCUCAUCGCCAGCCCUCAGCUCCAAGCUCCCUCACCAGUUGGUCUCAGUCUGUCUCCGGAAACAGUCGCAACCAUGAGGAAUAAGGCGUUGUUGUCGCUGCUCUUAGCCAUGAUGGUGCUCUUUGCCCGCACCUCAGCAUGGGACCUCUUCGCUGAUGAUGACGAUGAUGAUGACGAUGAUGAUGACGAUGAUGAUGAUGAUGGUGAUGACGGCGACGACGACGACGAUGAUGAUGAUGAUGACGAUGAUGAUGACGACGACGACGACGAUGACGACGGGGACGGGGACGACGACGACGAAGACGAUGAUGAAGAUGAUGAUGAGGAUGAUGAUGAGGAUGACGAUGGUGAUGAUGAUGAUGAAGACGAUGAUGAUGAGGAUGACGACGAGGAUGAUGAUGAGGAUGACGAUGGUGAUGAUGAUGAUGAAGAUGAUGAUGAUGAGGAUGAUGAAGAUGACGACGACGACGAUGAUGAUGAUGAUGACGACGAUGACGACGACGAGGAGUAACUCUCUGAGUAGUCGUCCUCUCAGCCAACAUCGAAAUAAAGUCGUCAAUGUGGGGAUGAAUCUACUACAAACUUUCCCUCGGACCGUGGUGGUCUCCAGGGAAGAUGAAGUCGUCGUUAGUACUAUAGUAGAUUCGCAUUCGAUAAAAAAAACCAUUCAUAAAAUAUCCACAAAUAAUAAUAAUAAUAUUAAUGAUAAUAUCCAACUAACGUUAAUUUAAUUUACUAUUAUUAUUUUUUUUUCUCUUUCUUUCGUCGUUUAUAAAGUCGUUAUUAUAAAGCGUCUUCGUUCGAGUUUAUACGUCACAUUUUUAGUCUCGUCUCGUGUACUAAUAAUAACGCCCAGGGUAAGGUAAAUCACACUCUUUUAGAGCAAAUAAACAACAACAACAGCAGUAAACAUAAACAACAACAACAACAACCUGCAAGAAGCAAGAUCAAGAUGAAGUAAUUAUUCAUUUCCACACCGGAGACUCCGAUUCAAAAAUUGCUAAUUUUUUAAGCUUAAAAAAAAACAAAAAACGAUCAACUGUCUGUGACUUACCUUACCACGUUCAUAUAUAAUCUCGUUUAGGUUAUCAGUAUAUAAAGAUUUAUAUAAAAAAACACAAAUAAAUCGUCACACUACUAUAAGAAUCCAAGCGACGUGUCCUGCCUUUGAUGAUAAUGUUAAUUAAAAGACCAGCAACAACAACAACAAAUGUUAUCUAGAUAUUUCAGAGACUGUCUCGUAAUGUAAUGAAUACCAAAAAAAUAUAAAAAAAAGGAGGGUCGCUUGUGUUCUUUGUCUUGAAAGUGCACCCGCGUGACUCAUGAGCCCCAGUGUGCUCUUUAUUUUGUACUAUGAAUAAAAAUUAAUAAAAAAACA